ACCGGAGCUGCACUAUGAGCCAGUGACUCACCGCUCUGCCUGCACCCUCGUACUGAGCCACCUCCAUUAUUACCAUGGAAACCCCAUCCCAGAAACGCAGUAGCCGCAGCGCUGUAUCCCCAGCCCGCAUCACCCGGUUGCAGGAGAAGGAGGACCUGUGCAACCUCAACGACCGGCUAGCUGUCUACAUUGAUAAGGUGCGCUCUCUGGAGGCUGAGAAUGCUGGACUGCGGCUGCGCAUCACCGAGUCCGAAUCCUCCGUCUCCCGCGACCUGUCAGGCAUGAAGGCAGCGUACGAAACUGAGCUCGCCGAUGCCCGCAAGACCCUCGACCAGGUUGCCAAGGAGCGUGCACGACUGCAGCUGGAACUGGGCAAGAUCAGGGAGGAGCACAAGGAGCUGAAAGCCAGGAACAGUAAGAAGGAGGCGGACCUGGAGGCGGCUCUGGUCCGGCUCAGGGACCUGGAGGCCCUGCUCAACUCCAAAGAUGCCUCCCUCACCACUGCUUUGGGGGAAAAGAGAGCCCUGGAGGCUGAGGUGAAGGACCUGAAAGCCCAGAUGGCCAAGUUGGAUGUUAGCCUGGCUGAUGCUAAGAGGCAGCUGCAGGAUGAGAUGCUGAGGAGGGUGGACGCUGAGAACCGCCUACAGACCGUGAAGGAGGAGCUGGAGUUCCAGAAGAACAUCUACAAUGAGGAGCUGCGUGAGGCCAGCCGCCGUCAUGAGUCCCGCAUGGUGGAGAUCGACAGCGGACGACAGCAGGAGUUUGAGAGCAAACUGGCCGACGCUUUGGCUGAACUUAGAGCUCAGCACGAGGAGCAAGUCCGCCUCUACAAGGAGGAAGUGGAAAGGACCUACAACUCCAAGCUGGAGAAUGCCCGUCAGUCAGCGGACAGGAACAGCCACUUGGUCGGCGCCGCCCACGAGGAGCUGCAGCAGACCCGUGUCCGACUGGAGGGCAUGUCGGGCCAGCUCACCCUCCUGCAGAAACAGUUGUCACAAAGCGAGGCCAAGGUUCGGGAGCUGGAGGAGGCUCUGGGUCGAGAACGGGACGUGAUGCGGAGGCGUAUGGAGGAUAAGGAGCGUGAGAUGGCUGAAAUUCGAGCCCGGAUGCAGCAGCAGCUGGAUGAGUAUCAGGAGCUGCUGGAUAUCAAGUUGGCCCUGGACAUGGAGAUCAACGCUUACAGGAAGCUUCUGGAGGGAGAGGAGGAGAGGUUGCGUCUGUCACCCGGGAGUUCAGCCACCAAGGUGACGGUGACGCGCACCUCGGGCUCAGGCCACACCCAUGCCAGUCGCCUGCUGUACUCUGGCGCCACAGCCUCCAGCAGCCGCAACUCCUCCGGCAGCCACAGCACUAAGAAGCGCCGCCUCAAUGACAAUGACAGCGAGACUUCCAGCAUGGGGGGAGCCUUGGUGACUAAAACCCGCAUCAGUCAGCAGGCCUCUGCCAGCGGCCGCGUCACAGUGGACGAGGUUGACCUGGAGGGCAAAUACAUCCGGCUCAGCAACAAGGCCGAUGAGGACCAGUCUCUGGGGAACUGGCAGGUGAAGAGACAAGUGGGCACUGGUAGCCCCAUCGUCUACAAGUUUCCUCACAAGUUUGUGCUGAAGGCUGGAGCCUCUGUCACUAUCUGGGCUGCAGGUGGAGGUGGAACCCACAACCCCCCCACAGAGCUGGUAUGGAAGACCCAGGACUCCUGGGGCACUGGAGACCUUCUGCAGACCAUGCUGGUCAACACCAGCGGAGAGGAAAUGGCCAUGAGGAAAGUGACUCGCACACUGUUCCAGGAUGAGGACGACGAUGACACGGGAGCCCACAGUACCAGCGGUGCAGAGAACGAGUACAACCUGCGCAGCCGUACGGUCAUCUGCGACUCAUGCGGUCAGCCAUCUGAUCGCUCUGGCGUGUGCAGCAGCGGCGGUCUGUCUGAAGGCCUCAUUGGACAUUCCUUCAUCAUGGGCACCAACCAGCCCAGACAGGGCCGUGUGAAGCCGGAGAACUGCACCGUCAUGUAAAACCAGACGACACCUCAUCUGAAGUUCCAAUCUCCUGCAGCCCCACAGACAAGAAUAACUCUGCCUCUGGGACAUCUGCCUUUAUUAUUGUUUGAUUUGUUUUUAUUUUUGUUUUUUUUUUUUUUUUUGUUUUUUAUACAAUCAUCUUCUUUUGUACUCUGAUUAAUCUGCAGGUUAGAUUUGCUUCCAGGUUUUUGGUAAAAGGGCGGAGGAUUUUUAUAGUCGGCUUCAGGUUUUGUGUAUUCAUGUUAUGUUAUUGCAUGUGUGCUGUGCUUACGCUCAUAAUGUACGCUUUGCUCACACACACACACACACACACACACACACACACACAUACAUACACAUAGCUCAAUUGACCAGUACUUCAGACUGAGCCGGGGUUUCACGUUUAAUGGCCAGGCUGUCAACACUCAACGCGCACAGCUAGUGAACCCUGUCAGGAAUCAGCGUGGGCGGCGGCAAACAGGAGAACUCGUCCUGCAGGGUUUGGAUAAUCAUGUAGAUCAGGUUCCCAUGCACUAGAUCAAACCUUCAUCACAAUGUCAGUAAUGUUUACUAAUACUAUUGUGUCUGCAUUUAUAAGCAGUAUUUGUUGCAGAGGAAGAAUAAGAACGUGUUUAUGUUUUCAGAGAAAGCCAUGGUACUGUUCUAGGUUUAAUAAGCUCAGGUUCUGUCUGGUGUCGUCACCUUCAGCCUUAAAGAAUGGGUCUGUUUUCUCUGUGGCCUCUGAAUGUGGGCAGCUCGAGAGCUCAAAGAUAAAGUGAUUAUCUGAGAUGGAAAUAUUUUUUCUUCAUUUAACAAAUGAAUGAUAUUCAUGGGAAUAAGGGAUUGAUAUUUUAGAUGGAUAGAUGUAGUGUAUGUAUGAUUUUUCCAAAGAUACAGAAGGAAUAUGUGGAAUAUAUUUUCUACCAGGGGACAUACGAGGAAUAUUUUCUAUCUGGUGUUUAAGAGGAUUUACUGACAAAUUCUAUUAUAUUACAAAAAUGCUGGUGCCAAAAGAUUGAUAUGUGUAAAAUUCCAGAUACAUGAGGUUUAGAAACAUUUUUGUGGUGUAAUGCGUGAAGGACAUUUCAGUUUUAAUGUUAAUUUACAGGAAUGUCUGUGAAACCUAUGGAGUGUUUUUGUAAAUGUAUGGACAUGGAAUUCUAUUAUAACACACAUGCAUGAACUUUACGGAAUACACAACAAAAAUGUUCCAAAACCAUAUGGAUGUCAUGGUAGAGUCUGCCGUCUGAAUGUUUAACCGUUUUCUAAAGAUGUUUUGCCAAGAUGAUGAAGCAGGAACAUGUAUAAUUAACUGUCUACCUGGAGGCACAUCAGGAAUUUUUGACAUCUUUUGAGGAUUUACUGACAAACACUGUCGUACAACAACAGUCGGUGCCAAAAAUCACUAUAUAAAUAUAUAUAUAUUUGUAGUAUUUCAGUCUUAACAUUAUUCUAUUAGAUAUGUAUCUGAGCAGUUUAUUUUUGGUGGCAUUUUAAGUCAUUUUUCUACACAUGAACGGCGCUAAUGUGCCGUCACAGAAGAGAAACACUGUACAGUCCUCUGGUCUUUGCUCACAUGCCUCACAUCAUAGUCUUGUGACUGUCAGUCUUCCACUAGUUGGUGUUGGUCCAAAAAAAAAAAAAAAAAAAAAUACUGGUCAUAAGGGCUUUUUUUUUCUUGCCACUAAGCGUACUGGCUUUGCAAAUCCCCAGACCUGCUUUACGGAUCCUGUGGGUGUAUGUAAACUGCACCAGGGCUUUGCCACUUAUGCACAGCAGGUAGAUUUAUGCUGUAGUUGGGCAGCUUCAUUCAUUUAUACUCAAGAGAAAAGCAUAUCAAUACAUCUACGGAGAAUACUUGAUAGUUGUUUUUUGGUAUUUUUGUGAGUAAAACAUAGUGAGAAUUAUUUUUUUUUCUUCUUUUGCCAAAUUAACCUCUUUUGCCUUAAGUCGAUAAGAACUUUGACAUUUUGACCCAAGUGCCUUAAGCUACAUGACAAUCAGCAGUUGGCUUUGCAGGCUCUAAACAUCCCAAAGACGCUUGGUGUUUGGUCUUAUUAUGAGAUGGAUUUGUAACUGAUAAGUAUUUGAUCGUAUGUAAAUUAGUGUCUGGACUAAAAGCACACAUUCGUCUCAGUCAGAACAACAGAUAUAAUAAUGAUGAUGGGGUUUCUGGCCUUCCUGACAGAGUAUCAAUUGCGAUUGUCUCCCAACACUUUAACAUGUUGUUGUCAUAUUAUUAUUGUCAUUCUUUAAAAUCGUUGUAGUCUUUUUAAAGGUUCAGUGUUGAGGUGAUGAAGAUAUUCUCCUCUUCACUUCUGUCAUCUGAAGCACUCUAAAGGCCGGUGUAAACCCUCAGCACCAUUUAAGGCACUUACUUGAACAUAACUGAAAGGGAUUUGUCGCAGUGAGACGGUAAAAGCAAACCUGUAAUUAGUUUGAAGUGGGAUUUAUGUUCUGCUCAUGUACCAGUGCUGUUAAUGAACAGUUCAGAAAAGCCAUGCAAUCAGACAAUGGAAUGAACGUCUUUGUGUUGCUUUUCUUUUUCUAAAAUAACGCUAAGUAAAAAGUCUUUUCUCACAA
Molecule: messenger RNA, 4580 nt
Organism: Sphaeramia orbicularis (orbiculate cardinalfish)
Lineage: Eukaryota; Metazoa; Chordata; Actinopteri; Kurtiformes; Apogonidae
Product: lamin-A
Exons: 13
Coding region: 75-2012 (645 amino acids)
Biological process (GO): protein localization to nuclear envelope; heterochromatin formation; nuclear envelope organization
Cellular component (GO): nuclear envelope; nuclear lamina
Molecular function (GO): structural constituent of cytoskeleton
Source: RefSeq, a predicted model, not a curated record